Messenger RNA from Cryptomeria japonica (Japanese cedar), 552 nucleotides. RefSeq lists its product as uncharacterized. NCBI's taxonomy places the organism in Eukaryota, Viridiplantae, Streptophyta, Pinopsida, Cupressales, Cupressaceae. The coding region runs from base 1 to 552 and encodes 183 amino acids. The record is from RefSeq and is a predicted model, not a curated record. The transcript has a single exon.
AUGGGGACCCACAAGCAGGCGACAAGCCCAUCGAUCCUGGUGGAAAAAAAUGAUGAAUCACGUGAGGAAGACACUCCUGGUUUGGACUCGGUGUGGAGGGAUAGUGGAAGGUCUUGGACUUCUCUAUUUGAGGUCAAACCGAGUGGAAAGUUCUCACUCUCCCCAGUUCACAAUAUCUCAAAUGCAGAAAAGGGGAGAUUUUCCAUUGAAAUCCUAGACACUGUUAUUGACCAUAACAUUAACCUUAUGGCAAUGACAUUGGUAGGAAAAUUUCUGGGGCCUAGGCCGAAUAUUGAUAUUGUUAGGGCUUUUGCUAAAUGUAAAUGGUCGUUUAAAGGGCAAGUGGAGAUUACAACUAUGCCAAAAGGGGCUUUGACUUUAGCAUUCUCAUGCAAGGGAGAUAUGUCAAGGGUGCUUUGUGAUGGUCCAUGGUUGACUGGUAAAGCUAUGCUAGCUCUACAAAAAUGGGCACCUAAGAUGGCACUCGAUGAAUCCUUUUUUAUCCAGGCAUCGUUCUGGGUUAGAUUGUCAGGGCUUCCCUUAGAAUUCUAG